Malus domestica (apple) is the source of this 1379-nucleotide messenger RNA. Its product is annotated as CBL-interacting serine/threonine-protein kinase 20-like. NCBI's taxonomy places the organism in Eukaryota, Viridiplantae, Streptophyta, Magnoliopsida, Rosales, Rosaceae. Gene Ontology annotation, biological process: protein phosphorylation; signal transduction. The record is from RefSeq and is marked provisional. Gene Ontology annotation, molecular function: ATP binding; protein serine/threonine kinase activity.
AGAUGAAAAAAGGAAACAUAUUGAUGCACAAGUACGAGCUGGGACGGUUGCUUGGAAAGGGGACAUUUGCCAAGGUUUACCAUGCCCGAAACCUGAGCUCCAGCCAGAGCGUUGCGAUUAAGAUAAUCGACAAGGAGAAGGUGCAGCAUGUCGGAUUGAUUGAUCAGAUUAAGAGGGAAAUCUCCGUGAUGCGCCUUGUUAGGCACCCGAAUGUGGUUCAGCUCUUUGAGGUCAUGGCCAGCAAGACCAAGAUUUACUUUGCCAUGGAGUACGUGAAAGGUGGGGAACUUUUCGACAAGGUUGCCAAAGGGAAGCUCAAGGAAGACGUGGCGCGGAAAUACUUUCAGCAACUGAUUGGGGCUGUUGAUUACUGCCACAGUCGAGGGGUCUAUCACCGGGACAUCAAGCCAGAGAAUCUCUUGGUGGAUGAGAAUGGAAACCUCAAAGUUUCGGAUUUUGGAUUGAGCGCAUUGUGGGAGUCUAGGGGACAAGAUGGCCUCCUCCACACCACGUGUGGAACGCCAGCGUAUGUGGCACCGGAGGUAAUAAACAAGAAAGGUUAUGAUGGCGCAAAGGCAGAUACAUGGUCUUGUGGGGUUGUCCUCUUUGUUCUACUGGCCGGUUUCCUGCCAUUCCAUGACACCAAUCUCAUGGAAAUGUAUAGGAAAACCAGCAGAGGAGACUUCAAGAGCCCUCAGUGGUUUCCCCCAGAAGUAAGUAAGCUUCUUUCGAGGAUUCUUGAUCCAAAUCCAAGCUCAAGAAUAAGUGUUGACAAGAUCAUGGAGAAUAGUUGGUUCAAGAAGGGGUUUAAACAAAUCGAAGCGCCUUUAGCCCUUCCGUGUGAUCCCAGCACCUCAAUCCGCGACGUCCAUGAGGCAUUUGCAUCAACAAGUCAUUCAGCUGGAGAAGGUAAUGCUAGCGGAGCAGGAACAAGCUCCAUGAGGCCAACAUGUUUCAAUGCGUUCGACAUCAUAUCUCUCUCACCAGGUUUUGACCUAUCCGGUUUGUUUGAGAAGGAUAUGAAUCACAGACCACAGGCGCGAUUCACGAGCACAAAACCAGCCGCGACAAUUGUUUCAAAAUUCGAAGCCAUAGCACAGACGGAGAGGUUCAAAUGCAUGAAAAAAGAUGGAACCCUUAAACUGCAGGGUAGCAAGGAAGGCAGGAAAGGGCAGCUAGGCAUCGAUGCUGAGAUUUUCGAGGUCACGCCUUCAUUUCAUGUCGUGGAGAUGAAGAAAACGGCUGGGGACACAUUGGAAUACAUGGAGUUCUGUGACCAUGACUUGAAACCCUCUCUUAAGGAUAUAGUAUGGACUUGGCAAGGAACAGAGCAGCAACAGCCACCACCGCCAGUAGUAGCGCCUGAACUCGUUUCUUAG